Coregonus sp. 'balchen' is the source of this 1417-nucleotide messenger RNA. The record is from the annotation of a GenBank genome assembly. NCBI's taxonomy places the organism in Eukaryota, Metazoa, Chordata, Actinopteri, Salmoniformes, Salmonidae.
AUGUGUCCUACAGUGCAGUCCAGAGCAUUUAUCAAGCAUAAAAACCUAAGGUCAACCCACUCACGCUUUCUUCCAGAUUGUCUUUUACGAGGUUAAUUUACAGGGUGUCAUUAUGAGUGUGACAGCAACUGCACAGAACUCCCAUUCCUACCCACUGUAACUCCAUCCGUGUGGAGAGUGGUGCCUGGGUGGUCUACGAGAGGCCCAACUACAUGGGCUACCAGUAUGCUGAACUGUCUGAAUGGAGUGUACUGUAUGUUGUAUUAGAAGACAUAACACUUCACUUCAAUGCAAGGGGUAUGCUAUGCAGUGUGUAACUGUAAUUUCAUAGAUCAAUAGACAAACCAAGAAUAGCUCCUAUAGUGAUAGCAAAAGCGGUAUAAACAGGGCAUAUGCAGGAUAGGCAUAUUAGGCAUCCCAAUCCCAAUGAGACCAAGCACAGGACAGGACAGUGACAGUUCCCCCCGGUCCUCAGGGCUUGGCCAAUGGAGAUCAAUACCAGCUUAUAGCACUGAUCACACUGAUCGCUAUGGGCUGACCUAGUGCUGGCAGGCAGAAUCAGACAUACACUUCCACUGUAGAAUCAAUCCAUUUUGCAACUUUGACACAACAAUGCUGCAGAAUAUGGUGGUGGAUAUACUCUAUAACACAGGAAGCCAUAAACGGUGCAAACAGCAGAAGCAGGAGGAAAAAAUACAACAGGUAAUGUUAUAAAAAGAGACGUUUAGUUUCUCACGAUGGUCCUUUCAGUUUCGGACUCAAGAGUAUAAAAACAUUGUAAUGGUGAUGGAUCGGUAGACAAAUAGAUUUUUAGAUCGAACAGAACAUUGACAAAAACAGAACAAUACUUUACAAACCUUACAUCGUAGCCCCCAAAAUAAACAACAAGUUGUUGAGUAAGAAUCUCAUCUCCCUACAUAUCCCUCUUUCUCUUUCUCUUACCCCACAUCCCAUCCCCCUUCUUUCCCAAUCCCUUGCACUAACCCCUCGCCUCCAUCUCCCCUACUACCACCACCCCUCACCCCUCACCCCCAUCCCCACCACCCUCACACCUACCUCUGCAGAACAGUGGGACCCAGUACAAGAUGCAGCUGUAUGAGAAGGACGACUUUGCGGGCCAGUCCCGGAGACGUACGUUGGAGGGAGGUGUACUCCUGCAAGGUCCUGGAUGGCUGGUGGGUCUUCUACGAGCACUCCAACUACCGCGGACGCCAGUACUUCCUGGAUAAGGGAGAGUACAGGAAGCCUGGGGACUGGGGUGCAGUCAGCCCCACUGUCCAGUCCUUCAGAGGCUUCACUGAAUGAUCCUCCUGACCCCAACAACCUCAACCUCUUCUAUUAUCAUACAUAAUAUGGACUUUGAAUAACCCUAUUACUAUGAGUCCUAUCCUAUUACUGUGAGUCCUAUCCUAUUACU